AAAGGACAAUGAUUCAGCGAGGCAUACGUCCAAGAUAAGUAAAUGGCCGAUCAUGCCUGCCGAGAUUAUGGAUAAAAUUUGUAAAGAAAAUUUUUCAAAAUUUUCUAACAAAAAUAACCAACAGCCAGUUUAUCCUCUUUUCGAAUACCAUCAUUUUAUAUGAUUCAACUCAGCGACACCAGAGUUGCUACAAUAAGCAACUUCGUCACGCCCUAAUUGCUUCUCUCCUCGAGACAAUCUCACACUUUGUAGUUCGUUAAUAUAUCUGCUUAGCACUUUAUAGGGGAGGGAAGACACGUAAUUAGUUUUAUUUUAUUUUUUUAUCUUUGUCACUUUUAAUGGCUCAGACGCAGAUUUUGUCUAGUGUAAAAUAUUUUCCCUAACUAAAAACCUACUUUCACCAUUUAAUUAUUCUCGCAAUUAUCAUGGUGCGUGUAUAUACAGUUAAUCUGAAUUUUGACAAAGAUUAUCAAUCGACGUCACAUUGUUCUUAAUUUUGUAUAAUUCGUUGACAGGCGCUGGCACCGAUCGUUAGUCCGGACGAGUAAGGGUCGACAACUGUGGAAUGACAAAAAGUCAACGUGACUGGCCAAUUUGAGACGGUUUUACAGUGAAACAGUCGCGGACUAAUCGCGCCGGAAUGGCCGUACUGGAUCUCGGUCGAUUUUAGCGCUUUCUCGGCCCAGAAAUCAUCUCGAGCACUAAGAUACUCGUUGUUGGUUCCCAGUCGAUCCCUUUUCUUUGCAAAUCGUAUAUUCCACUAUUUUCUCUCUUCCUUAAGAAAGUGCCGGUGCCGACCAUUGGUACAAAAAGAAAUUCCUCCAUCCAUACAGAAACGUAUGUGACUAUAGUUGUAAUUUUGAUUUUAUGGUACUUCCUCUUCGUCGCUGCUACUACUUUAUACCUGUGGAGAUACUAUAAGCUACCUAUAAGUACCCGCACUAGUCUUAACGAUAUACGAGAAGAGUCUUUCUCUGUAUGAAGUUUUCUCAUGUUGGCCUACUGGAUCCGAGAAUCGGGUCAGUGAUGAGAUUACUGCAAAAAAUACAUGACGCCGCAAACGCUACUUUCAUUGUCGGUCAGUUCAAGAAUAGGAACUCGCAUUAAAUAGGAAUUACUAUGGAAACUUAACGUCGUUUAAUGAUUACGUAGAAAAGGUGGAAGUUUAAACAAAAAUUUGUAUAACAUUUUAAUGGUGACCGAGGAGCGUUAUUUUUCAAAAAAUUGUAUGCUCACAAUUAACUGGACGUCGCGACGUCUUUGUGUUGGUGUAUCUAGAGAAUAUGAAAAAGAUCUACAAGAACUUUCUAGGAAAACACUGGGUCUCCCGGUACCGUUGACCUUAUUACGUUUCGCUGCUUUAACCAAGCGGUAUCCAUCUGUCGAUUUGAUGCAUUCAACAAGUAUUUCAAGUACUCGAUAAUGUCAGUUCAUUCGAAUUACUUGCAGCUGACGAGAAAUCGAUAAUUCGAGAUUAUAAUAUUUUUUUAUCUUGAUCAUUUCGAUGGGUAAGGAAAUUUCACAAUUUUUCCAUUACCGCGUAACGUCUUAAGUGGUUCGUUUUUUGAAAAUUUUCUUCUUAGCUAUUAUUAUUCUUGGUUAUUGUCAUUAGAAAACUCAUUGUCGGCAUUCUGGAGACACCUUCGUGCUCCGACGAUAUUCAUAAGUGUCUGGCUGAACUAAAGACUGCGUACUCCGAGUGUUUUUCUAUGGUGGCGACGGUGGGAUGGGGGUGGGAGGGGGGCAGCUAGAAGUGAGCACCGAUUAAAAAAUUAUGACAGACGUUUAUGUGGUAAGGAAAUCUUCACGCUUUUUAAAAAUAAAAAACUUCUCCCUGCUGUCCGCUCGUAGGAUAAAGAUAUGAGAGUGGCUUAAACACGGUUUAGUUUCGAGAACUUUGUUACGGAGGUAACAUCUCCAUACGGUUUAUUAUAUUUGAAUAGUGUAUUUUUCGGGAGGUUUUUCAUCUUGAAGGAUUUUUCAAAAUUAUUUAUGAUGGUUCUUAUGCUGAAACUAAUUUUCCUGCUGAUUGCUGGACUUUUCGCUGCUGAUAGUUUCUGUCAGGAUAACGUCGAGAGCAAUGAAAGUCACGGAGAGCAGGACGUCUUCGUGAGACUGGAGAACCAGUUUGCAGUCGGUAACGUUACUGACGAGAAUGUCGUCCAGGUUAAUGUCUCCGCUGAAGAGAAGAAUGACAAUGACACGAGUUCGAAAAAUUUGUCGAAUCGAGUGAAAUUUUCGGAAAAUAAUACAGAGGAAUUUCGACCGAGUCUGCAUCUGGGUGAGAUCGAAGAAUAUCGAAUAGCAAAUUCAAAUUUGUUUAAUAACUUGAAAGCCAUAAAAUUUGAAAAUUUUAUCAGUUCGGAUGGUGACAUUGACAGCGCAGUGCACCUGACAGAACCACGUAAAAAAAAUCUGAAUAAAUAUCAAUAUCCUUAUCCUGAAUUUGCGAAAGCAACAAUAGAAAAAAAUCAAAAUGUCAAUUUUCGACCUAAUAUAAAAUCUGAAAUAACUUUUAGUGCUCCUGCCCAUUUUCAAAAUUCUCCUUUUCCUACAUCACUCUCGUUAAUUUCUGAAAAACCAAAUAUUCCCAUAAUCACUGGAAACAGACCCACGUAUCCCGAGUCGGACGAUUUUCAAUAUUCUUCUACUUCUUUUGGAAAACCUUCCAAGUUUCACAGUGUUACCAAUUACGUCACGCCAUAUUCCUCCGAGGUUCAUGGGUACGAAUACGUAACACCUACAAAUUUAGAAACCAACUCUCAGCCGGAUGUUAUCGAUUAUCCACCCGGCUUUCAUGACUCCAACAACGAGAAUCUUCAGAGACCGGAAACUGUCGGAUAUCAUACGUUUCCUCCACACGAAACAACUUUUACCAAGGCACAUAGAUUCCCAUAUAAGUUUUAUCAGGAACCAGUUAGUUUCCAGGAUACGAGUAUUGAGUACAUAGAGGAUGGACGUCCAAACGUUAAAAUAUUGAAAUUGAAAAGUCAAUCUCCAUGGAAGAAGAUCAUUCAUUUGAUAGGAACAUUCCUACCGUUAGGACUUCUUUUGGCAGCCCUGACGCCAAACGUCGUUCAAAUUGGAAAUACAACUUCGCCAAACAUCGUAUUAUCAAAAUUGCGUAACGUGGGCAUGCCAGUUGAGCACAAAAGUGCAAGAAUGGAAGAUAACAUUUUCUGCGAGGAAAAAUCAAUAUGCGAAAUGAUUUUGGCUGGCAGUAAACCAAAAUCGAAUUUGCUGUUCAACGUCUUGUGGAAUUUUUCGACUAGAAUGUCCGAAGAAGACGCAACGAAAAAUGGUCUUGGUGAAUUGUUCGAAGCUGUAAAGAAAAAGAACUGCAAUAUAAUAGUUUGUAAAUUCAUGUAACACUGUACCUAACGUAUGCAUGAUUUUGAAAAAGGCAAAUAAUUACGUAAAAUCUCGCACGUAUCAUCGUACGCAUAAUUAAAUAUUUAUCUCUUGAGAAAUUUUCAUCCAUUUGUGGUACACGUGUCCAAUGCCGACUGUUUGUAUAUGCACAACGUGAAAGUGUCAGAAAAAAAGCGAAAACCAAUUGGAGACGAUCGCUAUAAUACAAGGGAGUGUGCGUUCAAAAAUUUCUUCUCUAUACCGAUAGCUCGUCCCAAGCUACAAGUGAAAGUAGUCACACGGUAUAAUUGGGUCAAACAUCAGUGGCCGCACAAGGAUCCACACUGGAAAGAA
Cephus cinctus (wheat stem sawfly) is the source of this 3705-nucleotide messenger RNA. RefSeq lists its product as uncharacterized. Lineage: Eukaryota; Metazoa; Arthropoda; Insecta; Hymenoptera; Cephidae. Bases 1993 to 3369 code for a protein of 458 amino acids. The record is from RefSeq and is a predicted model, not a curated record. The transcript has 4 exons.